Camellia sinensis is the source of this 1356-nucleotide messenger RNA. RefSeq lists its product as uncharacterized. The record is from RefSeq and is a predicted model, not a curated record. Lineage: Eukaryota; Viridiplantae; Streptophyta; Magnoliopsida; Ericales; Theaceae.
UCCCAUACGAAAAAGCCAACUUUACCCUCCAAAAAAAAGUCAAAAGGGAAAAGGAGAAAGCCAAUGAGAACCUACUCAUCUUCGCAGACCUUGCAAAAGGUCCACAGUAGAGGCUCUCCAAUUCUCAUCACAGCAAAUUCUCCUGAAAAUCUUCUUCCUGAGAUGGUUUUCAGGAGAGCUGUUGUUGUGUUCUUGGGUUGUCUUGGAAUAGCUUAUCAGACCUCAAAGUCUCCUCCACCUACACCGGCAGAGAGUACUAAUUCAUCAUCACCAUCUUCACCAUCAUCACCAUCAUCUUCUUCAUCAGAUGAUGAUCUAGUUGUUGGUACAUUAAGGGUCAGACUCAGUGAUGGAAGGUACUUGGCUUACAGAGAGAGAGGAGUCCCCAUCAACAAAUCAAACUACAAAGUCAUUAUUGUCCACGGAUUUGGCAGCUCCAAAGAUAUGAAUUUUAUGGCAUCCCAAGAGCUAUUGGAUGAGUUGGGGAUAUAUCUUCUGUUAUUUGAUAGAGCUGGGUAUGGAGAAAGUGAUCCAAAUCCAAAGCGCUCAGUAAAAAGUGAAGCAGUCGACAUUCAAGAACUUGCCGAUAAGUUACAAUUAGGAUCCAAGUUCUACGUAGUUGGAGUCUCACUAGGGUCUUACCCCACUUGGAGUUGCCUCAAACGCAUACCCAACAGGCUAGCAGGCGUGGCUAUGGUAGUUCCAAUGAUCAAUUACAACUGGCCUUCUCUUCCCAUUGAUCUGACUAAGGGUGACUACAGAAAAAGUCUUUCGCGAUGGAGCCUUAGGGUUGCACACUAUACCCCCGGAUUACUGCAUUGGUGGUUGACUCAAAAAAUGUUCCGGUCAUCAGCUGUGCUUGAUAGAAAUCCAGCAUUUUUCUGCCCCAAAGAUUUAGAGGUCUUGAAGAAUACCCCAGGUUAUCAAUUACUCUGCAAGAAUCAGUUGCAAGAGCCAAAUGUUUUUGACACUCACCGCCGAGACUUUGUUGUGGCAUUUAGCAAAUGGGACUUCGAUCCACUGGAUAUGAUUAAUCCAUACCCCAAAAAUGAAAGCACUGUUCACAUAUGGCAAGGCUAUGAAGACAAGGUUGUGCCAUUUUCAUUACAGAGAUAUGUUUCAAGAAAGCUACCAUGGAUUAGGUAUCAUGAAGUCCCUGAUGGAGGACACUUGCUUGUGUAUGAUAGUGUUGUAUGUGAAGCCAUUUUGAGGUCUCUUUUGCUUGGAGAAGAUCCUCCUCCAUUAUAUAGACCUGCUGUAUCUGUCAAUUAAAAUUGUUCACAUCCUUGUCAUCAGAUUGAUGACACCCUUGUUUGUGACUUUGAUUUCUAUACAAUUGACAUAACAUUUCUUUCA